Messenger RNA from Beta vulgaris subsp. vulgaris (sugar beet), 4455 nucleotides. RefSeq lists its product as uncharacterized. Gene Ontology annotation, cellular component: cytoplasm. Bases 1443 to 3842 code for a protein of 799 amino acids. The record is from RefSeq and is a predicted model, not a curated record. Gene Ontology annotation, biological process: protein phosphorylation; signal transduction. NCBI's taxonomy places the organism in Eukaryota, Viridiplantae, Streptophyta, Magnoliopsida, Caryophyllales, Amaranthaceae. Gene Ontology annotation, molecular function: protein kinase activity; ATP binding. The transcript is spliced from 2 exons.
UUAAAGUAAAACAUUAUAAAGUCUUAUAAUUAUAUGUAAUUAUAAAAGCAUGUAGACACGUUUUUUGAUUUAAACCUUUUUAUUAAAAUUGUUAUUUUUAUCUCCAAUCUCUUAGAAGUUUUUUUUUUUGAACAACUUAUCAUGCCAUAGUGUCCAUUUUUCAAUUUCACACUAGAGAGAAUAUUACGAAAAACUAAUAUAAUCAAUUAUGAAAUUUAUGAAUAGUAAGUAAUACAUUCGUAACUAACCUUAUCAUUCGGAUUAAAAUAUUAGUUUUUAUUUGUUUCCUGAUAAAAAUAUUAUAAAGGCUAUUUGAUCAAAGAUCGUUUUGUAAUCUAUGGAAAUUUCCAAAAAUAGGGGGAGUAAUAUCUGAGGAGUGGUUAGCUAAUUUAGCUUAUUUCCUUCUAAGACGAACACGUUUGACUCUGCAAUUUCGAAGUGUCACGUAAUAGUCAAAGUAAUUGCAACAUUAAGAAAAGCCCCUCUUUAAUUAACAUAUUGAAGCUAUGCGUUUCCUCCUCAAAUGAACAUAAUAAAUUAUAGAGAUUAAUAAAUGUAGUACAACUAUAUAAUCCCAGAAUUUGUGAAAUAAGCGGUCAUCAAAAAUCUAUGUAAUCCCGUAAAUAUUUCUUCCCUCUAAUCCUCAAAUAUUACAUUGCUAUAUACUAAUCUCAAAAAACUAAAUACAAAUAAUACUGUUCUCCAAAAAAACUAAAAAAAUUGAUGUUGUUUAUUUGAUAAAUUUGCUAGAUUUAUUACAAUCUUUCUCUCUUCCCCUAUUCAUACCCUUCAUUUUUGGGAGGAUUUUUGAUACCAACCUGGGAUUUUACAUGUAAUUCGGGCAAAACAACUUUCAUUUUGCAUGAAACUUUAACGUUUCAGGGACAUUGAUCAACAGGUAUUACAUUUUUUCUCUUUUUUAAUUUUUAUCUUGGAUUAUCAUUCAUUGUUCAAAUUCAUAGUUUUUGCAGUUAAGCUAAAUUAUACUCCCUCCGUUUCGUUUUAAUUGUUACACUUUGAUAUUUUACACUAUUCACAAAUUUCACUUUGACCAUCAUUUGUGAUUUAUACACGGAUGAAAAUAGUCAUAUGGGAUCUUGUCAGAUCAUCAUAACAUGUAUUUUAUUAAUAUGUACAUUUUAUGAUUUUUAUAAAUACAAAACUAAAGAUAUACGUCCGUAAAGUUUUGUAUUGACAUGUGUGAAAAGUGUAAGGGUGUAGAUUUUAAAAUGAAACGGACGGAGUAUUGAUCAAUAUGAGGUAAAAUUUUAGCAUUUACAUUUUCCCCCUGAUUAUUCUAAUAUUUUGUUACAGGGUACAUUUAUCUGAAAAGACCCAGAAAUUUUGAUCACAAAAGAAGACACUUUUUCUUAGGAGAAAAGACCCAGAAAGAAAAAAAAAACAGAUAUCUAGAAUUUGUACCCUUAAAAAUUGGGUAUAAAAUGGAACACUUCAGGCAAAUUGGAGAAGUUUUAGGAAGCAUGAAAGCUUUAAUGAUAUUACAAGACAAUAUUCAGAUAAACAAGAGGCAGUGCAGUUUUUUGUUUGACAUGUUUAAUUUAGCCUUUGAGACAUUGUCAGAAGAGAUUAAGCAAAACCUUAGAUUAGAAGAGAAGAACACAAAAUGGAGAGCAUUAGAUCAACCUUUAAAGGAGCUUCAUAGAGUAUUUAAAGAAGCAGAAUUGUAUAUGAAACAAUGCAUGGAUUCUAAUAAAAAUUGGUGGGCGAAAGCGAUUUACUUUCAUAACAGUCAAGAGUGUAUUGAAUUUCAUAUGCAUGACUUGCUGUGUUAUUUUGCAAUCGUUAUCGAAGCGAUUGAAACAGCUGGGGAGAUAUCAGGGCUUGACAUAGAUGAGAUGAAGAAGAAGAGAAUCAUACUCUCUAACAAGUAUGAUAUGACUUGGAAUGAUCCAAAACUAUUCUCUUGGAAAUAUGGGAAACAAUAUUUGAUUUCCAAUGAUAUUUUAAGUAAAAUGCAUAAUGCUCCGAAAGAGGAUAAGUGGCUUCUGAUAGGAAUGAUCAAGGAGAAGAAGGUUUCUGGUUCGUCUAUCAUGAGUAAACAACUCAGUGAUUUACUUGUGAAGAAACUGAAUGAGGAAGAAUUGCUCUGCCAUAGUACUUCGGUUUUAACUGGAGCAAGAGAUUAUCAAGUGAGAAGGCGGUUAGGUGGGGGAAUAAUGCAGUGUAAAGAGAUACAAUGGUUAGGGGAGAGUUUUGUUUUGAGACACUUUUUUGGAGAGUCUUCAUUGUUAAAUUCGGAAAUUUCUUCAUUGAUGUCUCUUUCACACCCUAAUGUAGGUCAUUAUCUUUGUGGAUUUCAUGACGAGGAAAAGAAAGAGUAUUUCGUUGUGAUGGAGUUGAUGAGCAAAGAUCUUAACUCCUAUAUUAAAGAGGUUUGUGGUUCAAAAAGGCGGAUGCCCUUCUCUUUCCCAGCUGCAGUUGAUAUCAUGCUCCAAAUCGCGAGAGGUAUGGAAUAUUUACACUCAAAGAAGAUAUAUCAUGGAGAUUUGAACCCUUCGAAUGUUCUUAUCAAGCCUAGAAAUUCAUCUUCAGAGGGUUACUUUCAUGCUAAAAUCUCUGGUUUUGGUUUAAAGGGUGUUAAAACUGUGGCUUCUAGGACCUCCUCGCCGAACCAAAAUGGAAUACAACCAUCUUUUAUUUGGCAUGCCCCUGAAGUCCUGAUCGAGCAAGAAAAGGCAGGAAGUAGUAGUGGAAAAGACUUCAAGUACUACUCUGAGAAAGCUGAUGUUUAUAGCUUUGGGAUGCUUUGUUUUGAGGUUUUGACAGGAAAAGUUCCUUUCGAAGAUGGGCAUCUUCAGGGAGAUAAAAUGAGUAGAAAUAUAAAGGCAGGAGAGCGGCCUUUAUUUCCAUUUGCUUUGCCAAAGUAUUUUGCAAAUCUGACUAAGAGGUGCUGGCAAACAGACCCAACUCAGAGACCAAAUUUCUCAUCAAUUUGUAGGAUACUACGCUAUAUCAAGAGAUUGAUUGUGAUAAAUCCUCAUCUAGCUCACUCUGAAAUUCCGUCGAUAGUUCAAGUAGAUUAUUGUGAUAUAGAGGCCGGUUUCAUGAAGAAGUUCGUGUCAGAGGCUAAUGUUGCAGUAACUCCUGUAUCACAGAUACCAUUUCAGUUGUUUUCUUAUAGAUUAGCUGAGAAAGAGAAGCUUAAUGACGGGAUCAGUAAAAAAAAGAGUUGGGAAUCACAUAGCGAGGUUGUUAUGUCAUCUCAUAUGGAUGAUAUGGCUAAUGGUAUUUUUGAAGGCUCAUUUUCACCAGCUCAUGACACCAAGUCUAUGUGCUUAGAGAUUCCUGAGAAGAGACUUUCAGUUUUCAGGAGGAUUAAUGGCCUGACCACAACCACAAAUAAGCAGUUCUUGCAAAGACGCAAUACAAUGUCCGUGUUUCAGGAAAUCCCGGAGAAUAAUCUUCCGAUCCUAAGGAAAUCAAAAGGUGUAGCAGCUGGUGACUCGUCUUUGCUAGUGCACACUGCAAAGUCAGGCUGCUCAGAAAUUCCUGAGAAGAAAUCUUCACCUUUGAAGAAAUGCAACACACUUUCUUCUCUCAAAGUUCCUGAUGAGACACCACCACUACCUGAAUGUAGUGAGAUCCCUGCAAAGAAACUUCCAGAUAAGAAGGUUUUGUUUCAGAGGAAAUCUAAUAGUGCCAGAACGAGCAAAGAUCCAGGGAAAGCUAAAGGCAGAAUGAAAGGACCAUCAUUGUUUAGUCCGCGAGGUCAUAGUACCCGGAUGACUGCAGAGAGACCACAACAACAAUCCACUCCGCUGAAGCCAUUUAGAUAUCAACAGAAACAAGCUGGUCAUUCACCAGAUCACUCAAAUCAUUAGUUCAUCGAUCAGCACUGAAAAUUACUUUCAACUCUUCCUACAUUUUAUGUUAUGUGGUAAUCACUGCUCCCCCUAGUUGGUGUGUAAGUGUGGAGGUUGAUCAUGAUCCUUUGAGAGCGCAUUGCGCCCUGAAUUGCUUUGAGGACAGUGGGAUUCUCUGGUCUUCCAAGUAGGAAGAAACAUGGCUAUUCACCUAAUCGUUCUCAACUGAAUAAAGACGUAUCGACAAUUUGAUCCUUACUAGCUCUGUCAUUCCUUAAAAAGGUAAGCUUUUCUAACAGUUACAGAUACUCAUAAACUCCUCUUUAAUAUAGACUUGUCCCUAACAUGCCCAAAAACACCCCAUGAUUUUUCUUGCUCUCCCAAAAUCCUCUAUAAUAUCCCCUUUGUUCUCGAAAACUCUCGAUUGUAAACAAAUUCUAUUUAGUUGUUAGGAACUGGGAAUACCUCGUCUGCUCGUCAUUCCUUUUUGUAAGGGGUAAGAAUAGUGAGAUACGUCCGUCUUAUGUGGAGAACGAUAAGGUGAUCGUCUGUAAUCGCAGAAUUACAAUUUACACAAAUAUUGUAAUGCACUUGAGAUUAUCUUGUACUAAUUUUAAGAAAGUUUUGGAGA